AUGGAGCCUUCCCGGCCCUUCCGCCUGCCCGCUGCCGGCUCCGGCCCGGCCCCCGCUGCCCCGGGCAGGCUGCGGGGACUCCCGGGCCGCGCCCAGCGCCUGCCCCAGCCCGGCCCGCCCGAGCCCCGGCCCUCCCUGGCGCCGCUCUCGGCCCUGCUGUGCAGCCUGGGCCUCGGCGAGCGGCCCUGCCCCUCUCUGGAGGCGGGGGACUGGCCCCUCGGUAGGUGGUUGUGCGGGGGAGCUGCGGAGGCCCGGCCUGGCGCCCCGCUGCCCACUACACCCUCUCCUUCCCACAGGCCGCGGCAGCACCGGUGUGCGGAGGACGAGGGGGCAGCGGCGGUGGCAGCGUUCCCCACACGCGGGCGGAUCCUGUGGCGAGGCAGAGGGGACGCGCUGCCCAGCCCCCCCGGGAGAGAUGCCGCCGUGCCGUCCCGCGGGAAGCCCUGCACCACCGCUGCGCCUGCCCUGCACCCGCCGGGACCCCGGUCCUCCCUGCUGCCCGCACCCACCCCAGGGACCCCCCCAGCUGCCAGCAGACCGGCACUGGGGACGAAGCCGGCGGCGAAGGGAACCGCCUUAGCCUUGGGGCUGAACUCGGUUAAAAUCCACUGCCAGAACGAAGCCGUCUACCAGUACCACGUUACCUUCAGCCCCGAGGUGGAGUGCAGGAGUGCGCGCUUCACCAUGCUGAAGGAGCACCGGGCAGUGACGGGGGACGUGACCGCGUUCGAUGGCUCCAUCCUCUACCUGCCCAUCCGGCUCCCCCAGCCGGUCAGCGUGAAGUCUCAGAGGAGGAGCGAUGGGGAGGAGAUCACCAUCACCAUCCAGAUGACCAAGGUCCUUGAGCCCAGCUCGGAUCUUUGCAUCCCCUUUUACAACGUGGUUUUCCGGAGGGUGAUGAGAAUCUUAGAUAUGAACCUUGUUGGGAGAAAUUUCUUUGAACCCGCCCAGGCCACCAUAUUACAGCAUUACAGACUUCAGAUUUGGCCGGGAUACUCUGUCAGCAUCCGGAAGAAGGACGGUGGCCUCUUCCUCUUGGUCGACUCCAUCCACAAAGUCAUCCGCAGCGAUUCUGUCCUGAAUUUCAUGCACACCAUCUACAAGCAAAGCCUCAGCAGCUUCCAGGAUGAGUGCAUCAAGCAGCUGGUGGGCAAUGUUGUCAUCACCCGCUACAACAACCGCACCUACCGCAUCGACGACAUCGACUGGGACAAGACCCCGAGAGACAGUUUCACCCUGGCCAGCGGCGAGGAGAUCACCUUUGUGGACUACUACAGCAAAGCCUAUGGGAUCACUAUCAGGGAGCUGGACCAGCCGUUGCUUGUCCACAGGCCCAGGGAAAAACAGACGCUGGAGGGAAAGCGUCAGCUGGACAUGGUACUCCUCGUGCCGGAGCUCACCUUCAUGACGGGGAUCCCCGAGAUAAGGAAGGACAGUCGAAUGGUGAAGGACGUGAUGCGGGAGAUGCUGCAGAGCCCCAGGCAGCACUACGUGCGUCUCACCAGCCUCCUGCGCAGGAUCAAGGACAGCCCAGAGGCCUCGGGGGAGCUGAUGCGCUGGGGGCUCAGCCUGGACCCGGACAUCCACAGGACCCAGGGCCGAGUCUUGCCCACAGAGAGGAUCAACCUGCGGCACAGCUCCUUCGUCCCCGCCGAGGACCUGAGCUGGAACAAGGAGGUCACGCGAGAAGCCUCCAUUUCGGCGAUCGCCAUGAAUUACUGGCUGCUGGUUUACCCGAAGCGCCUGCAGGACCUGGCGAAGGAUUUGGUGGCCGCCAUGGAGAGCGUCUGCGGUCCCAUCGGCAUGCACGUCAGCCGUCCUGCCUUGGUGGAGCUGAAGGACGACCGCAUCGAGACCUACGCCAAGACCAUCCGAAGCGUUUUGGGUAGCGAGGACAAGGUGCAGCUGCUCCUGUGCAUAAUCUCCAGCAGCCGUGAGGACUUGUACGCGGCCAUCAAGAAGCUAUGCUGCGUGCAGUCCCCGGUGCCCUCCCAGGUCAUCAACGCGCAAUCCCUCACGGGCCAGUCGGGCAAGAUGAGGAGCGUGGUCCAGAAAGUCCUGCUGCAGAUGAACUGCAAGCUGGGCGGAGAGCUCUGGGGGGUUGACAUCCCCCUGAAGCAGCUGAUGGUUAUUGGCAUGGACGUCUAUCACGCCCGCAGCAAAGGGAUGCGCUCCGUCAUCGGCUUCGUGGCCAGCAUGAAUCAUGUCCUCACCAAGUGGUAUUCCAGGGUGGUCUUCCAGAUGCCGCACCAGGAGAUCGCCGACAGCCUGCGGCUCUGCCUGGCCGAUGCCCUCCAGCACUUCCACGAGAUGAACCAUUGCUUGCCCAAGAAGAUAGUCGUGUACAGGGACGGCGUGUCCGACAGCCAGCUCGACACCGUGCUCAAGUACGAGAUCCCGCAGAUGCAGAAGUGCUUCGACACCUUCGAGAACUACCAGCCCAGCAUGGUGGUCAUGGUGGUGCAGAAGCAAAUCAGCACCAACUUCUACACCCUCACGGCGGAGCAAUUUACGUCCCCUCCUCCGGGGACGGUCAUCGACCACACAGUCACCAGCUCGGACUGGCAGGAUUUCUUUCUGUUGGCCCAUCGCUCUCGCCAGGGCUGCAGCAUCCCCACGCGCUAUGUCUGCGUGCUGAACACGGCCAACCUCAGCUGCGAGCACCUGCAGAGGUUGACUUUCAAGCUCUGUCACCUGUACUGGAACUGGCCGGGCACCGUCCGGGUCCCUGCCCCGUGCAAGUACGCGCACAAGCUGGCCUUCCUCUCGGGACAGGUCCUGCACCACGAGCCCAGCGCCCAGCUCUGCGACAAGCUCUUCUUCCUAUAG
This is a messenger RNA of Gavia stellata (red-throated loon), 2829 nucleotides long. It is a transcript of the gene PIWIL2, whose product is annotated as piwi like RNA-mediated gene silencing 2. Gene Ontology annotation, cellular component: P granule. The record is from RefSeq and is a predicted model, not a curated record. Gene Ontology annotation, biological process: regulatory ncRNA-mediated gene silencing. Lineage: Eukaryota; Metazoa; Chordata; Aves; Gaviiformes; Gaviidae. Gene Ontology annotation, molecular function: piRNA binding; protein binding.